AUGGCCACAAAUGUUGCUUCCACAGACCCACCUAUGACAUUUGGGCAACGACAGAAACUGCAACAGCUUCGUGUUGUAUUUCAUGUCCCUCCACAUGAAAUUUUAUAUACACCGAUCUUAGGAGAUAUUAUGAGUAGGCAACAACUCUGCAAUUUCAUCGAUGGCCUUCUCAAGGAAUUGAUCCACCAAUACCCUACGAUUAUCUCACCACAGCCAGGUGCGUGGAAGCUUAUUAAAAACGAUGCAGAGUUAGACCUAAAUGCCUGGGAGCCUGGCAGUAUAGAACCAGAUACAGCCAUAAUAAUCGCAUCAUCAAACGCGCAGAUAUCUUUCGCAAUCAUUGACAGUAGCCCAACAACAAACGACGAAUCCUGGACGUGGAGCGAGAAAGUGCUAUCGGUCAAGUUCCCAGAACAGAAUGCAUUUCUGCUUCAACACCAUGACCGCGUGUUGGUGAUCCUUCGCUGCCAAACAAAGUACAGGGUGUCAAACAAGAGAAAGGAUAUCCGCGAAACAAACCAUACCGUAUUCAUUCCAAUGACAUAUACGGUGCAGCAUGUGCUGGGGUUGAUACAGGCUAGCCAUGUGUCCGCUGUUUACUCAGACGAUCGGGAAGACAACUUACGUUCGACUGGUUUGACCGCAAGAGAGUUGGGUUGGAAACAUGGUACUAUACUAAGACUAGAGUUGUGGUAG
This is a messenger RNA of Botrytis byssoidea, 696 nucleotides long. RefSeq lists its product as uncharacterized. The transcript is spliced from 2 exons. The record is from RefSeq and is a predicted model, not a curated record. NCBI's taxonomy places the organism in Eukaryota, Fungi, Ascomycota, Leotiomycetes, Helotiales, Sclerotiniaceae. The coding region runs from base 1 to 696 and encodes 231 amino acids.